Alligator mississippiensis (American alligator) is the source of this 1855-nucleotide messenger RNA. RefSeq names its product germ cell-specific gene 1-like protein. The transcript has 5 exons. The record is from RefSeq and is a predicted model, not a curated record. Gene Ontology annotation, cellular component: plasma membrane. Bases 161 to 1132 code for a protein of 323 amino acids. NCBI's taxonomy places the organism in Eukaryota, Metazoa, Chordata, Crocodylia, Alligatoridae.
GGAGCUGUAGCGAGAGAGCAAGCGAGUGAGUGAGUGAAAGAGAGAGGGAAAGAGAGAAGGCAGAGGAAAGGAAGGAAAAGAAGAAAGGGAAGGAAGAACAGACUGGAGUGGAGCUGUGGUGCAGGGAGUGAACGGGGGUGGCCCUGGCUGGGGGAGCAGGAUGCUGGGGCUGGAACCACGGGCACGCUCGCUGCUGGCACUGGCUCUCACGGGGCUGGCACUGUGCUUCUCAGUGCUGGCUUUCGCCACCAGCUACUGGUGUGAGGGCACACACAAGGUAGUGAAGCCACCUUGCCUGUCAGCCAUGCGCAAGGGCAGCUGUACUGUGGUCAGCACCAACGAGACGAGCCCUGCCAAUGCCAGUGCUGACCCCAACGUGGUGCAAUACAUCUGGGAGACGGGCGAGGACAAGUACGCCUUCCGCUACUUCCACACUGGCUUCUGGCGGUCGUGUGAGGAGCACCAUGGUGAGGAGAUCUGCCGCAGCUUCAUAAAAGUGCCCCCUGAGUCUGAGAAAGGGGUGCUGUGGCUGUCAGUGGCCUCAGAGGCCCUGCACAUUGCGCUGCUCAGCGUGGGCUUCCUGCUGCUUUGUAUUGAGACUCUGCCAGGGGGCAGUGCCCUCAGUGGGCUCAAGAUCAAUGCCUUUGCAGCUGUCAUCACUGUGCUCUCAGGGCUGCUGGGCAUGGUGGCCCACAUGAUGUUCAUGACUGUCUUUCAAGUGGCCGUCAACCUGGGGCCCAAGGAUUGGAGGCCCCAGACCUGGUACUAUGGCUGGUCCUUUGGCAUAGCCUGGCUGUCCUUUACGCUGUGCAUGUCGGCCUCAGUGCUGACCCUCAACACCUACACCAAGACCAUCCUGGAGUUCCAGCACCGCCGGCGCGUGGGUGACCGCCGGGCCCAGCAGGGGCCACGCCCAGGCCUAGACCCUGGCCUGGACCUGGACCUAGACCUGGAGCGUCUCCUGUGGGACAAGUACAUCUACAGUGUCAGUGAUGGGGUGGACUGCCGCCCUGCCCCCACAACUGUUCCUGCCCCCACAAGGCCCAAGGGGUGCCCCCCAGCCCCCUACACUGGCCUGGUGGGGAGCCGUAGCCGGGGUCCAGGUCCAGAGCAUGAUGGGGAGCCCUGCUAAGGCACAGGGACCAGGACUGGGGGGAACUGUUCCCCCCUCGUUGCAGUCCUUGAUGCACCCCCAGAAUUGCCUCUGCCAUUUGCCCUGCAAUCCCUUCCCAAGUGCCUCUUCUGCCUCUCCCUCAUUCAGCAACACUCCCCUCCUCUUCCUCAGUCUGUCUUGUCCCCCACCCCCUCCCAUCUCCAUCACCUCUCCCUCUCUCACCCUUCCUGCCUCCCCCAGCCCCUAGUCAGCCCAAGGCCUGGGGUUUCCCAGACAGGGAUCCCAUCCCAAGAUGGCCUGGAGCACAGACCAGAUGAGCUGGACUCCACCUGGGGCAGGGCAGGGCAGGGCAGGGCAGGGGGAAAUGGGCUCCUGGAAUUGAAGGGAAGAGAUGGGGGACGGAGGCUGGGCCUGUGUGGCUUCUGUGCCAGAGACUGUCUGGGAUGGAAAGGGUCAGGACAUGCAGGUGCCGUGUGCCCCGGGCUGGAGGGAAGCAUUGCCAGGUUUGCCACUGUCCCCUCCUGGGGAGUUCCUGUGGAGUCAGGGCAGCACCUAGUGCCCACGGUGGGGUCACCCCAGCCUGGCCCCUGUCCCCCACCCCCAGACUGGCUGCCCCUGAUCCCCAGCCCUGAUAGCACUCCUGGCUCCCACCCCGCAGCCCUUGGGCCCCCCGCCCAGCACUUAAUUCUGCUGCUCCCAUCUGGGGCUUAACCGUGUUUGAUUAAAGACAUUAAGAAUUAA